Molecule: messenger RNA, 2124 nt
Organism: Paramecium tetraurelia
Lineage: Eukaryota; Ciliophora; Oligohymenophorea; Peniculida; Parameciidae
Exons: 6
Cellular component (GO): RNA N6-methyladenosine methyltransferase complex
Molecular function (GO): nucleic acid binding; zinc ion binding; methyltransferase activity
Source: RefSeq, a predicted model, not a curated record
AUGACUGACCAAGAAAAGAGCAGUGAUGUUAGACUAAUAUAGGAUGGUUUAAAAAAUGUCUAAAAACAGAAGACCGGAUUAAAAUAGAUCAAUCUUGAUAAUCUGGUGUACAACAAGCGGGAACGUAAGCAAACUGGCGGUCCAGUACUUCAAGCUAUCCCACAAAUUUAAUAGAAAAAAGUCAUUUAGAAUAAGCAAAGUUAUAAAAAGAAGAAUGAACUGUAGACUCCUCCUCGUGAAGAAGUUCAGCAAGUUCAAGAACCAACUUUGAUCAAAUAAUAACCAAUAUCAUGCCAAUAAUUAGUCUUUGAAUCUGAUAAUUCAUCAGAUUUUGAUCCAAAAAUAAAAGCCAAGAAGUCCAAAAAGUUUAGAAGAACGCAUAAACGUUUGGAUAUUGAAGAUUCAUCAGAUGAAGAGUAGUAUAAACGAAGACUUAUUUUGAAACGAAUCUUAGCUUCAGGAAGUGAAUAAGAAAAUCUUGUCAAAGAACUAUUCAAAAAUGUUUAUGUGAAGAUCUUCUAAGGUACUAUAUGCACCUAUCUAAUAGACAUUCCCAUAUCGGUAGCAGAACUUAAAUAAAUAUCAAAUCCAGAAUACUCAACUGGGUAAGUCAGUGAUGGCAAAUAGUAAGAAGAAGAAAUGAAACCAGAAGAAGAGUAAAUUCGUAUUUUAACGGAAGAUGGAACAGAUUUUGAAACCAAAAGAAAUUUGAAAUUGUUGGGAAUUGAAAAUUAGGAAAUUCUAUCUAAACUGGGGGAAGUUAAGUCUUAUAUCAAUUGUGAUAUUCGAUAUUUUAAUUUAGACUUUUUGGUGGAAAAAGUUGGAGGCUUUGAUGUUGUUUUAAUGGAUCCACCUUGGAGAAUCAAAGGAGGAUAAUAAAAUGAUUCAUCUUUUAUGUUUACUAAUAGCAAAUUCUCACUUGAUUACAAUACCAUGAGUAAUUAAGAGAUUAUGGACAUCAAAAUUGAGAAAUUGAGUAAGAAAGGAUUUUUGUUUCUUUGGAUUCUCAAUACAUAACUAAACAUAGCAUAUGAGAUGGCUAGUAAAUGGGGAUAUGAGAUUGUUGAUCAAAUUAUUUGGGUUAAACUAAAUCCUUAAGGAAAUAAUGUGUAUCUUUCUACAGGGUACUAUUUUAUGCACUCUUUCGAAAUAUGUUUAGUUGGAUAUAAAUGUCCACCAGGGGAACAUGUGGAAUAUCAUUCUAAAAUAUCUAACAAUAUCAUUUUCAGUCCAGUAAGAAAUAAGUCAUAGAAGCCUAUUGAAAUGUAUGAAAUCAUUGAAUUAAUGAUGCCUGGAGCUAAAAAAGUUGAAAUCUUUGCUAGAAACAAUAAUCUAAGACAUGGAUGGUUUUCAAUAGGUAAUUAAUUGGGAGAAACCUAUUAAAAAUGGCUGGUGUAGAUAAGUUGUAAUGUCUGUGGCAUUGCAUUGCAACCAGGAAUAUGUAGAUACAAAUCAAAAAAGAUAGCCAAUUUUGAUAUUUGUUAAGAAUGCUAUAAUAAAAAGAUAAGCGAAAAAGAAUUUAAUGAAAAUGAAAUAUUCUUUUUGGCUAAUAAGGCUGAAGAAGAAGUGCUACAUUAAUAUCAUCAAUGUAAUAGAUGUGAUUAGAAUCCUAUUUGGGGUCCAAGAUUUGAAUGUAUCACUUGUGACAACUAUGAUUGUUGUGAAGCAUGUUUUGAUAAUCUACUCUAAUCAGGAGAUUUAUCUCAUAAGGAUCAUGAUUUCAAAGUCAUUGAAUUACCAACAUUUGCUGAAGGCAUACCAUGUCAUGAUGCAAAAUGUAAUGGAUGCUUUUAGAAACCUAUCUUAGGUGUUUAAUUUGUUUGUAAAUAGUGUACAAACUUUAGUUUAUGUUAAAAUUGUUUUUUUACAAGAACUUAAUCUGAAUUAAAUGGGACAAGACAUAAAGCAGAUCAUCGAUUUGAACCAAUCUAUGAAACUUAGAACUUCUCUAAGAAAACAUAUAAAUGUUAAGGAUGUGAAUUAGAAAAAGCAGGAUGUGUUUACAAAUGUGAAAAUUGUUUUGGAUUUUAUUUUUGUGAAGAAUGCUUUGCCCUUAAGAAAGAUGAUUGGAAAUGUUAUGUCGCUACAAGUCACAAAAAUUAUCAUACAUUUAUAAAGAUAUGA